CCAGCCUCUCCAGGCCCCGCCUCGGGUCGGCGGCGGACUACAAAUGGACGUGAGCGGCGGCGGCCCGUUAGUUAGCGGCUCCGGAGCGACGCGGCCGCGGUCCUCGAGGCGACGGGCCCGACGCGGACGGGCCGAACGCGCCGGCGGGGCGGGCACGCGGGCUACGGCGGCCGGCGGGGGGCGGCGGCGGCGGUUGCCCGAGUGUCCGGAGGUGGGGCCGCGGGCCUCGCGCGCUGCGAACCGGCGGGCCUCGGCUGAGCCGCGGCCGGGUGCUGGCUGAGGCCAUGGGCGACCGCGGCGGCGCCGGCGGUUCCCGGCGUCGGAGGACGGGGUCGCGGCCCUCGAGCCACGGGGGCGGCGGGCCUGCGGCGGCGGAAGACGAGGUGCGGGAUGCCGCUGCGGGCCCCGACGUGGGAGCCGCGGGGGACGCGCCGGCCCCGGCCCCCGGCAAGGACGGAGACGCCGGCGUGGGCAGCGGCCCCGGGGAGCUGAGGUGCCAUCGCCUGCAGGAUUCUUUGUUCAGCUCUGACAGUGGCUUCAGCAACUACCGUGGCAUCCUGAACUGGUGUGUGGUGAUGCUGAUCUUGAGCAAUGCCCGGUUAUUUCUGGAGAACCUCAUCAAGUAUGGCAUCCUGGUGGACCCCAUCCAGGUGGUAUCUCUGUUCCUGAAGGAUCCCUACAGCUGGCCUGCCCCAUGCCUGGUUAUUGUGGCCAAUGUCUUUGCUGUGGCCGGGUUCCAGAUUGAGAAGCGCCUGGCGGCGGGUGUCCUGACGGAGCAGGCGGGGCUGCUACUGCACGUGGCCAACCUGGCCACCAUUCUGUGCUUCCCGGCGGCCGUGGCCUUGCUGGUCGAGUCCAUCACUCCAGUGGGCUCCCUGCUGGCACUGAUAGUGCACACCAUCCUCUUCCUCAAGCUCUUUUCCUACCGAGACGUCAACUUGUGGUGCCGCAGGGCCAGGGCCAAGGCUGCCUCUGCAGGGAAGAAGGCCAGCAGUGCCGCCGCCCUGCACACCGUGAGCUACCCAGACAACCUGACCUACUGCGAUCUCUACUACUUCCUCUUCGCCCCCACCUUGUGUUACGAGCUCAACUAUCCCCGCUCUCCCCGAAUCCGGAAGCGCUUUCUGCUGCGACGGCUCCUCGAGAUGCUAUUUUUCACCCAGCUCCAGGUGGGGCUGAUCCAGCAGUGGAUGGUCCCUACCAUCCAGAACUCCAUGAAGCCCUUCAAGGACAUGGACUACUCACGCAUCAUCGAGCGCCUCCUGAAGCUGGCGGUCCCCAACCACCUUAUCUGGCUGGUCUUCUUCUACUGGCUCUUCCACUCCUCCAUGAAUGCUGUGGCUGAGCUCAUGCAGUUUGGAGACCGGGAGUUCUACCGGGAUUGGUGGAACUCCGAGUCUGUCACCUACUUCUGGCAGAACUGGAAUAUCCCCGUUCACAAGUGGUGCCUCAGACAUUUCUACAAGCCCAUGCUUCGAAGGGGCAGCAGCAGGUGGAUGGCCAAGACAGGGGUGUUCCUGGCCUCGGCCUUCUUCCACGAGUACCUGGUGAGCAUCCCUCUGCGAAUGUUCCGCCUCUGGGCGUUCACGGGCAUGAUGGCUCAGGUCCCACUGGCCUGGUUCGUGGGCCGCUUUUUCCAGGGCAACUAUGGCAACGCGGCCGUGUGGGUGACGCUCAUCAUCGGACAGCCAAUAGUCGUGCUCAUGUACGUCCACGACUACUACGUGCUCAACUACGAGGCCCCAGCAGUAGGGGCCUGAGCUGCACCCAAGCGCCUGGCUUCUCACUGCCACCUCGCACCUGCUGCCAGAGCCAGCCUCUCUUCCUGGGCCUCGAGUGCUCGGGACAGGCCUGGCUGCACAGCACCCGCCUCCUGCCCCAGGGAGGCCUCUCUGCCCCUAUGGGGCUCUGUCCUGCACCCCUCAGGGAUGGCGACAGCAGGCUGGUGCCAGCUGGGAGCCUUGCCGACCCUGCCCUGGGGUCUGACAGUGUCAAUAAAGUGCUGUCCAGUCAC
Saimiri boliviensis boliviensis (Bolivian squirrel monkey) is the source of this 2014-nucleotide messenger RNA. RefSeq names its product diacylglycerol O-acyltransferase 1 (gene DGAT1). NCBI's taxonomy places the organism in Eukaryota, Metazoa, Chordata, Mammalia, Primates, Cebidae. The record is from RefSeq and is a predicted model, not a curated record. Gene Ontology annotation, biological process: triglyceride biosynthetic process. Gene Ontology annotation, cellular component: endoplasmic reticulum membrane. Gene Ontology annotation, molecular function: diacylglycerol O-acyltransferase activity.